Molecule: messenger RNA, 2820 nt
Organism: Atta colombica
Lineage: Eukaryota; Metazoa; Arthropoda; Insecta; Hymenoptera; Formicidae
Biological process (GO): Mo-molybdopterin cofactor biosynthetic process; glycine receptor clustering; molybdenum incorporation into molybdenum-molybdopterin complex
Cellular component (GO): postsynaptic specialization; dendrite; cytoplasm
Molecular function (GO): molybdopterin molybdotransferase activity
Source: RefSeq, a predicted model, not a curated record
AUGACGACAAAGUUAUAUAAAAAAUCAGAGAAAAAUAAUAUGAUAUCAGUAGAGCAAGCAAUAGAUGUAAUAAAAGCUAUAGUAUAUGACAACAAAUACUUUAAAGUAAAUAUACAAACUGUGAACACAAUUGACGCUUACAACAGAAUACUGGCUACAGAUGUAUUUAGUACGAUAGAACUUCCGUCUUAUAAAACUUCCGCUAAACAUGGAUACGCAAUGUUGGCUAGCAACGAGACCAGCGGAAAGGAUGUAAGAAAAGUGUUAAAAGCACAUCACAUGUUCGCAGAGAUUUCUGUUGUAUCUGGCACUUGCGUGCGAGUAAAAAGUGGAGAUCCCAUACCAAAAGGAGCAAAUACGGUUGUAGCACUAGAGAAUAUAAAGAUAUUGGAUGAAUGCAACGAUAAUGAUGACGAUUAUUUUAAUAUCAUCGAUAAGGAAUACGAAAUUGAAGUCUUGAUCGUCCCAAAAGUAAACGAGAAUAUUAGAAAUGCUGGCUACUUGAUAAAGCGUAAUAAGUACCUUAUGAAAAAGUUCAACCGUAUCGGAUCAUCGGAACUAGGCAUUUUGGCAUUAUGUGGUAUCAAUGCAAUUUCAGUUAUCAAAGUUUUAUCUAUAGGUGUACUCUCUAUUGGAAGUAGAUUUGAAGAAAACACUUUAAGACGCAUUUACGAAAGCAACAGGAUAAUUUUAACCUCUUUAUUAAAAGAAAACGGUUACGAUCUCACGGACUUUGGAAUUUCGGCUUAUCAAUUGGAUGCUAUGAUAAAAAAAAUUGGAGAUGCUUUGAAUGAAGUCGACAUACUCGUGAUAAUGGGCCCUGUGAACGACAAAGAUAUAUUAAAGGGAAUCUUAAGAGAACACUUUAAAGCUGAUAUACAUUUCGGUUGUUUGAACAUGAAACCAGGAAAAUCGACGACGUUUGCAUCGUGCAUGUACAAUUAUAAGAGGAAAUUUUUCCUGUGUAUGUCAGCAAACCCAGCAACAGUUCCUAUUGUCGCGCACGUAGUGCUUCUGCCAUUUCUAAACAUAAUACAUCGCGAUUAUUCCACGUCCAUCGUUAUGCAGAUUUGCAUAAAAAAUCACGAGCUACAUUUGCGUCCGAAAUUUUCAUGGACGACUGCCCAAUGGACGAAGGACGAAACAUUUCCAAGAGCUUGUUGUUCAAAAAAUCAACAUCAGAACAUAAUGAAAUAUCAAAAAGCUAAUGUGCUCCUAAAACUACCAAAAUACACGUCGGAGGUGCCAAAAUUAGAUGCGGCAUUUGUACCAACAAUAAACGGAAUACGAAACAAGAAACUUAUCAUUAAUAUGUGCGGUCCUUUAUAUGAAAAUUCAAUAAUGAGUUUGAUGAUAAGUAUUACCUUGAUAUUAGAAAUAGUACAUUUAAUGAAUAUGCAAAAUGAAGAAAAUUAUAACAUCAAGAAUGAUGAUACUUUUGAUAAGGCGUUUAAUAUUAACAAUAACGGUGAUAAUUCUGAUAAAAUGUUUUUGCAUUCUAUCUCCGAGAAUGAAACGAAAAAUAUAUCAAUACAAAAUCUAUCCAAGAGAAUUUAUAAGAGACAAAAGCAAACUAUUAUGAUGUCGGUAAAAGAUGCAUUACAUACAAUGCACAGAGUAUUAGACGAUGAGUAUGAAGAUAAUACAGAAACCGUGGAGACGAAUAAUGCUUAUGGCAGGAUAUUGGCUAAUAGUAUAGAAUCCUCUGAAAACGUGCCCUUUUAUAAUACUUCGGCUAAACAUGGAUACGCGGUGUUGGUCAGCGACGGAAAGAGUAAAAGAAGAGUAUUGAAAGCACAUCUCACGUUUGCAGAGAUUUCGGUUGUACCUGGCACUUGCGUGCGAGUAAGAAGUGGAGAUCCUAUACCCAAUGGUGCUACAGCGGUUGUAACACUAGCGAAUACAAAAGUAUUGGAAAAAUGUAGCGACAAUGAUGACGAUUAUUUUAACAUUUUCGAUAAGGAAUAUGAAAUUGAAGUCUUGAUCGCCUCAAAAGUAAACGAGAAUAUUAGAAACGCUGACUGCGAGAUGGAGCACGGCCAGAUCGUUUUACAGAUAUACAGUUGUAUCGGAUCGGUGGAAUUGGGCAUUUUGAAAUUAUGUGGCAUAAAUUCGGUUCCAGUCAUUCAAAUUCCAUCUGUAGGUCUGCUGUCUAUCGGAGAUAAAUUGGAAGAGCCUGGAUACACUUUAACUUUAAAACGCAUCUACGACUGUAAUAAUAUAACUCUAAUCUCAUUAUUGAAAGAAAAUGGUUACAAUCCCGUAGACUUAGGAAUUUCAGCUUAUCAGUUAAAAGCUAUUAUCAAAAAUAUUAAAUACGCUUUGAAUAAAGUAAACCUACUUGUGAUAAUGGGACAUGCAAACGACAAUGAUUUAUUAAACCCUAUCUUAAGAGAAUAUUUUAACGCUGUUAUACAUUUUGGUCGUGUAGAGAUGAAACUAGGAAAAUCAACAACAUUCGCAACGUAUCACAAAAUAAAAUUUUUUCUAUGCAUGUCGGCAAACCCAGUAACAAUUCCCAUUGUCGCGCAUAUAUUCCUUCUGCCGUUUUUGAACGGAAUGCACUUCGAUGUCAUGGCUUAUGAGCCCAAACCUAACAUACAGACUUGCAUAAUGACAACGCAUGAGCUGCAUCAUCGUCCGAAAUUUUUAUGGACAACUUUACACUGGUCAGAGAAGGAAACGUUUCCAAGGGCUUGCCGUUCAAAAAACAACAUCAAAACAUAUCAAAAAGCUAAUGCGCUUCUAAUGCUACCGCAGCGUACGCUGCACGAGUCGAAAAUAGACGCGGCAUUCGUAUCAGCGAUGUUUCUCGGCUGA